UCAGUCACUGCCGCCAUGUAUCUUGACAAGAAGAACGAGGUUCCCCCGUACCGUCUGACCGGCCCUAGGUCCAUCCUCAAGUACAUUAUCAUCCUCUCGACCUGUCUCGCGAGUGCGUGUAUCGUGGUAGCGCACCGCGCGUUUGGUAACAACUAUACGUGGGAGUACCAGACGCGUUACAUGCUGUUCCUUGGUACAAGUCUGUUCGGAUUCCUGUCUUCUAUUAUCAUCCUCGUCGUCUUUCUCACAGAGCUCGACAAGGUGCUCUGCACUCGCAGAGUCAUGGAGAUGAUCAAUAUCGGCCUCUCGUUUGUUCUUGCGCUGUUAUGCGCCGUGAGCUCUGCGCUCUUGAUCUACUACGUGAACAAGCUUUGGAAGAAUGAUUUGUACAACACCAGCAAGGAUUACUGGAAAUGGUACACGGAUCACAUGCUCGUUGCCAUGGCCUGCGCCUUCCUAAACAGUAUUCUGUACAUUCUCGACAUGGUGCUCCACGCAUAUGUCUUACUGCUGUAACCGCUGAACAGUAAUCGUCGAUUCAUAAAAUGCCAACCACUGGCGAGAGUAUAGGUAGAGGCAGCUAGUAAGAGCCAGAUUUCAUAAAGGCUUGAAAAUGUUAAGUUGUAAGCGAUCUCCUAAGUGUAACACAUUUGUAACGUGAUGAUAUCUUCCACCUAAGCAAAUGUAAUUAAGGAUAUUUAAUUGCAAAUCGCUUUGUUUCUCUUGAGUGAUCUAGUAUAGAUGCAAUCAUGUCAUGAUUGGUUCUUUUUAAAUAUUAAAAUAUCUUAGCAGGAUAGUAGAACGAGAAAGGCGGCGCACUUUGAUAAAAUUUUAGCCAUGAAAAUGUAUAUUUAACACAGGCGCAUUUUAAAAAGGUUAUAGCAACCUGCCUAUCACUUAACAUUUCAAGGGAUCCUUUGCUUGUACCUCUCUCUCGGCGUUAGGAACUGUGGGGGGUGGGGUGGAUGCCCUCACUUUGACCAUUCUUGAUAAGGUGGACCCUAGAGUUCACCCCCUCUCCCCCACAAACCUCAAACCUUUUAGAAUGCUCCGUCCGGUAGCCGCAUUGUCUGACUUUAUCGUGUGAAACUCAUUCGAUCCUGACUUCAAUCCCGCCGGGUUAAAGAAAUAGGUGAUUUGAAUAAUAGUUAGGGCUUGUAGACAGAAUGAAGUAGAAUAGUAGAAUUUUCUUAAACAUCUCUUUUCUGUUAUAAACAAUGUUCUAGGAGUAAGCAAGUACCUAGCCUGUAAACUACACCUUUGAAACACAUGUGAUUAGCUAUGAUAAGUACUUAAAUAAACCUUUAAAUGAUAAGUCAUA
Nematostella vectensis (starlet sea anemone) is the source of this 1321-nucleotide messenger RNA. RefSeq lists its product as uncharacterized. Gene Ontology annotation, cellular component: membrane. NCBI's taxonomy places the organism in Eukaryota, Metazoa, Cnidaria, Anthozoa, Actiniaria, Edwardsiidae. The transcript has 4 exons. The record is from RefSeq and is a predicted model, not a curated record. Bases 16 to 516 code for a protein of 166 amino acids.